AUGUAUCUCGCUCCAGCUGUCAGGCAGCAUCUCCUGUCAGCCAUGGGAGUGACCCAUCUGGGAUGUGCAGACCAUUCAGGUCUUCAGAUGAAGAUACUGACUCCUGGAGAUGUGAAGUGGUAUUUUCAAUGUUUCAUGUCUUGUGAGCAGCAAUGCUGUGCAUUUUUGAGGCCUAAACUGGGGAAGCAAUAUGAAGCCUCCUGUGUGUCCUUUGAACGAGUGUUGGUAGAAAACAAGCUGCAUGGCCUCUCUCCGGCCCUCUCUGAAGCCAUCCAGAGUAUUUCCAGGUGGGAGCUGGUGCAAGCUGCUUUGCCUCAUGUCCUCCACUGCACUGCAACCCUCCUUUCCAACAGGAACAAGCUAGGCCACCAGGAUAAACUGGGUGUUGCUGAGACAAAGCUCCUCCACACUCUGCACUGGAUGCUCCUGGAGGCCCCCCAGGACUGCAACAGUGAGCGGUUUGGGGGCACAGACCGAGGAUCCAGCUGGGGUGGCAGUAGCAGUGCUUUUAUCCAUCAGAUUGAAAACCAGGGUUCUCCAGGGCCGCCUUGCCAAAGAAGCUCCAACGACGAUGAAGAGAAUAACCGAAGGAAGAUAUUCCAGAACUCCAUGGCUACUGUGGAGCUCUUCGUGUUUCUGUUUGCUCCUCUAGUCCACAGAAUCAAGGAAUCUGACCUCACGUUCCGACUGGCCAGCGGGCUUGUUAUAUGGCAGCCCAUGUGGGAGCACAGACAGCCCGAAGUCUCUGGCUUCACAGCCCUGGUGAAGCCCAUCAGGAACAUCAUCACAGCUAAGAGAAGCUCUCCUAUUAAUAGUCAGAGUCAGACCUGUGAAUCUCCAAAUCAGGACACAAGACACGGGGAGGGACUCCAGGUGGUCUCCGAAACCUUCCAGUCAGAUUCCAUCUCACCCAAGGCCACCAUUUCUGGCUGCCACCGAGGAAACUCCUUUGAUGGAAGUCUGUCCUCCCAAACUUCCCAGGAAAGAGGUCCAUCACAUUCCAGGGUCUCUCUUGUGAUACCUCCAUGCCAAAGGUCCCGCUAUGCCACCUACUUUGAUGUUGCUGUGCUUCGCUGCCUCCUCCAGCCCCACUGGUCUGAGGAAGGCACCCAGUGGUCUUUGAUGUACUAUCUACAAAGGUUGCGACACAUGUUGGAAGAGAAGCCAGAAAAGCCCCAAGAGCCAGAUAUCCCUCUCCUGCCCAGACCCAGGAGUAGCUCCAUGGUGGCAGCAGCUCCCUCGCUGGUGAACACCCACAAAACCCAAGAUCUCACCAUGAAGUGUAAUGAAGAGGAAAAAUCUCUCAGUCCUGAGGCCUUUUCCAAGGUUUCAUUGACCAAUCUGCGUAGGUCUGCAGUCCCAGAUCUUUCUUCAGACCUCGGUAUGAACAUUUUUAAGAAGUUCAAGAGCCGCAAAGAAGACCGAGAGAGGAAAGGCUCCAUCCCCCUGCACCACGCAGGGAAGAGGCGGCCACGGAGAAUGGGAGUUCCGUUCCUGCUUCAUGAGGACCACCUUGACGUGUCCCCCACCCGCAGCACCUUCUCCUUUGGAAGUUUCUCUGGGCUUGGAGAAGACAGGCGAGGCAUUGAGAAAGGAGGCUGGCAGACCACCAUUUUAGGGAAAUUUACCCGGCGGGGCAGUUCUGAUGCAGCCACUGAGAUGGAGAGCUUGAGUGCCAGGCACUCACACUCUCAUCACACCCUGGUGAGUGACCUGCCGGACCAUUCCAACAGCCACGGAGAAAACACCUUCAAGGAAGUGAGAUCCCAGAUCUCCACCAUCACAGUUGCAACCUUCAACACCACAUUGGCGUCAUUCAACGUAGGCUACGCAGACUUUUUCAAUGAGCAUAUGAGGAAGCUCUGCAACCAGGUGCCUAUCCCAGAGAUGCCACACGAACCCCUGGCAUGUGCGAACCUGCCUCGAAGCCUCACAGACUCCUGCAUAAACUACAGCUACUUGGAGGACACAGAACAUAUUGAUGGGACCAAUAACUUUGUUCACAAAAAUGGCAUGCUUGAUCUUUCUGUGGUCCUGAAGGCUGUCUAUCUGGUCCUUAACCAUGACAUCAGCUCCCGCAUCUGUGACGUGGCACUCAACAUUGUUGAGUGCUUGCUUCAGCUUGGUGUGGUGCCCUGUGUUGAAAAGAACAGAAAGAAGAGCGAAAACAAGGGAAAUGAGACUGUGGAGAAAAGACCAAGUGAGGGAACUUUCCAGUUCAAAGGCGUCUCUGGAGGUUCCUGUGGGUUUGGGGGCCCUUCGGUGAGUGGAGCUGGAGAUGGUGGAGGAGAAGGAGGCGGUGGAGACGGAGGAGGAGCGGGAGGUGAUGGAGGAGGUGGAGGAGGCGGAGGAGGCCCUUACGAGAACGAGAAGAACCAAGGGAAGGAAGAAAUUACACCUGUAAGCAACCAUAGGCUUGCCCUAACCAUGCUCAUCAAAAUAGUGAAGUCUUUGGGAUGUGCCUAUGGUUGUGGAGAAGGACACCGAGGGCUCUCUGGAGAUCGCCUGAGACACCAGGUAUUCCGAGAGAAUGCCCAGAACUGCCUCACUAAGCUGUACAAGCUAGAUAAGAUGCAGUUCCGACAAACCAUGAGGGACUAUGUGAACAAGGACUCCCUCAAUAAUGUAGUGGACUUCUUGCAUGCUUUGCUAGGAUUUUGUAUGGAGCCAGUCACUGACAACAAGGCUGGUUUUGGAAAUAACUUCACCACGGUGGACAACAAAUCCACAGCCCAAAAUGUGGAAGGCAUUAUCGUCAGUGCCAUGUUUAAAUCCCUCAUCACACGCUGCGCUUCAACCACCCAUGAACUGCACAGCCCUGAGAAUCUGGGGCUGUAUUGUGACAUCCGUCAGCUGGUCCAGUUUAUCAAAGAGGCUCAUGGGAAUGUCUUCAGGAGAGUGGCCCUCAGCGCUUUACUUGACAGUGCAGAGAAGCUGGCACCAGGGAAAAAGGUGGAGGAGAAUGAACCAGAAUCUAAGCCUGUGGGCAGUAAAAGGUCAGAGGCAGGAAGCGUUGUGGAUAAAGGCCAAGUGUCCUCUGCACCUGAGGAAUGUCGCAGCUUCAUAUCUGGUCGACCCUCGCAGACUCCGGAGCACGAUGAACAAAUGCAAGGGGGCAACCUGGGGCGGAAAGAUUUCUGGCGCAAGAUGUUCAAAUCCCAGAGUGCAGCAAGUGACACCAGCAGCCAGUCUGAGCAGGACACCUCAGAAUGCACCACUGCCCAUUCAGGGAACACCUCUGACCGGCGCGCCCGCUCGCGAUCCCGUAGAAUUUCCCUGCGGAAGAAGCUUAAGCUCCCCAUAGGUAAAAGAAACUGGUUGAAGCGAUCCUCCCUCUCGGGCCUGGCAGAUGGCGUGGAAGACCUCCUGGACAUCAGUUCUGUGGACCGCCUGUCUUUCAUCAGGCAAAGUUCCAAGGUCAAAUUUACCAGUGCUGUGAAGCUCUCCGAAGGUGGCCCUGGGAGUGGAAUGGAAAAUGGAAGAGAUGAAGAGGAGAAUUUCUUCAAGCGUCUUGGUUGCCACAGUUUUGACGACCACAUGUCUUCCAACCAAGAUGGUGGAAAAAGCAAAAACGUGGUGAAUCUUGGAGCCAUCCGACAAGGCAUGAAGCGCUUUCAAUUUCUGUUGAACUGCUGUGAGCCGGGGACCAUUCCUGAUGCAUCCAUCCUGGCGGCUGCCCUAGAUCUUGAAGCCCCUGUGGUAGCCAGAGCAGCACUGUUCCUGGAAUGUGCCCGUUUCGUUCACCGCUGCAACCGUGGCAACUGGCCCGAGUGGAUGAAAGGCCACCACGUGAAUAUCACCAAGAAAGGCCUGUCCAGGGGACGGUCACCCAUCAUGGGCAACAAGCGGAACCAGAAGCUGCAGUGGAACGCUGCCAAGCUCUUCUACCAAUGGGGAGACGCAAUUGGCAUCCGAUUGAAUGAGCUGUGCCACGGGGAAAGUGAGAGCCCAGCCAACCUGCUGAGUCUCAUUUAUGACGAAGAGACCAAGAGGAGGCUGAGAAAGGAAGAUGAGGAAGAAGACUUUUUAGAUGACAGUACUGUGAACCCCUCUAAAUGCGGCUGCCCCUUUGCUUUGAAGAUGGCAGCAUGCCAGCUUCUCCUGGAGAUUACCACCUUCCUCCGAGAGACCUUUUCUUGCCUGCCCAGACCACGCACUGAGCCUCUGGUGGACCUGGAGAGCUGCAGACUUCGUUUGGAUCCUGAGUUGGACCGGCACAGAUAUGAGAGGAAGAUCAGCUUUGCCGGGGUCCUGGAUGAAAAUGAAGACUCAAAAGAUUCCCUCCACAGUAGUAGCCACACUCUCAAAUCAGAUGCAGGUGUUGAGGAGAAGAAAGUUCCCAGCAGGAAGAUCAGGAUAGGAGGUUCCCGCCUGCUCCAGAUUAAAGGAACCCGCAGUUUCCAGGUGAAGAAGGGGGGUUCCUUGUCCAGCAUUCUCCGGGUCGGCAGCUUAAAGAGCAGCAAGCUAUCACGGCAGGACUCAGAGUCUGAGGCUGAGGAGCUGCAGCUGUCCCAGAGCAGGGACACUGUCACUGACCUAGAAGGGAGCCCUUGGAGUGCGAGUGAGCCCAGUAUCGAGCCAGAAGGAAUGAGUACAGCCGGCACAGAGGAGAAUUACCACAGGAACAUGUCAUGGCUUCAUGUCAUGAUCUUGCUGUGCAAUCAGCAAAGCUUUAUCUGCACCCACGUGGACUACUGCCACCCUCACUGCUACCUGCACCACAGCCGCUCCUGUGCCCGGCUGGUCAGGGCCAUCAAGCUGCUGUAUGGGGAUACUGUGGACUCCCUCCGGGAGAGCAGCAACAUCAGCAAUGUGGCCCUCAGGGGCAAGAAACAGAAAGAGUGCUCAGAUAAGUCAUGCCUGAGGACACCUUCUCUGAAGAAGAGAGUUUCAGAUGCCAACCUGGAAGGGAAGAAAGACUCUGGGAUGCUGAAAUACAUCAGACUGCAGGUGAUGAGCCUGUCGCCUGCUCCCUUAUCUCUGCUAAUCAAGGCAGCACCAAUUCUGACAGAGGAAAUGUAUGGAGACAUCCAGCCAGCUGCCUGGGAGCUCCUGCUCAGCAUGGAUGAGCACAUGGCUGGGGCUGCAGCUGCCAUGUUCCUGCUGUGUGCGGUGAAAGUCCCCGAGGCCGUGUCCGACAUGCUGAUGUCAGAGUUCCACCACCCGGAGACCGUGCAGAGGCUGAACGCCGUCCUCAAGUUCCACACACUCUGGAGGUUUCGCUAUCAGGUCUGGCCCCGGAUGGAGGAGGGAGCACAGCAGAUUUUUAAGAUCCCGCCUCCCAGUAUAAACUUCACCCUGCCCUCGCCAGUGCUUGGAAUGCCAUCUGUCCCGAUGUUUGACCCCCCAUGGGUCCCUCAGUGCAGCGGGAGUGUCCAGGACCCCAUUAAUGAGGACCAGUCUAAAUCCUUCUCAGCCCGGGCUGUGUCCCGCUCCCAUCAAAGGGCAGAACACAUCUUAAAGAACUUGCAGCAGGAGGAAGAGAAGAAACGUCUUGGUCGAGAAGCCAGCCUCAUCACCGCCAUCCCCAUCACCCAGGAGGCUUGCUACGAGCCCACCUGCACACCCAACUCAGAGCCAGAGGAAGAAGUAGAAGAAGUCACCAAUCUGGCAUCCCGCCGACUAUCUGUCAGUCCAUCCUGUACCUCCAGCACUUCCCACAGGAAUUAUUCCUUCCGCCGAGGGUCAGUCUGGUCGGUACGGUCAGCUGUCAGUGCCGAAGAUGAGGAGCACACCACUGAACACACGCCAAACCACCACGUGCCUCAGCCCCCCCAGGCGGUGUUCCCAGCGUGCAUCUGUGCAGCAGUGCUCCCCAUUGUUCAUCUCAUGGAGGAUGGGGAGGUGCGGGAAGAUGGAGUAGCAGUGAGUGCUGUGGCCCAACAAGUCUUGUGGAAUUGUCUAAUUGAAGAUCCAUCAACAGUUCUUCGACAUUUUCUGGAAAAACUGACCAUCAGCAAUAGACAAGAUGAGUUAAUGUACAUGCUGCGCAAGCUUCUCCUGAAUAUUGGAGACUUUCCUGCUCAGACAUCUCACAUCCUGUUCAACUACUUGGUGGGGUUAAUCAUGUACUUCGUGCGGACGCCCUGCGAGUGGGGCAUGGAUGCCAUUUCAGCCACUCUGACCUUCCUGUGGGAGGUGGUGGGUUAUGUAGAGGGCCUCUUCUUCAAAGAUCUGAAGCAGACCAUGAAGAAGGAGCAGUGUGAGGUAAAGCUCCUGGUGACCGCUUCAAUGCCAGGUACCAAAACCUUGGUAGUUCAUGGACAGAAUGAGUGUGAUAUUCCAACCCAGUUACCCGUUCAUGAAGACACUCAGUUUGAAGCCCUGUUAAAGGAGUGUUUGGAGUUUUUUAAUAUCCCAGAAUCCCAGUCAACCCAUUAUUUUCUCAUGGAUAAACGAUGGAACCUUAUCCACUACAAUAAGACCUACGUUCGGGAUAUUUAUCCUUUCCGGAGGUCAGUCUCCCCACAGCUGAACCUUGUACAUAUGCAUCCAGAGAAAGGACAGGAGCUUAUUCAGAAACAGGUGUUCACGCGGAAGCUGGAGGAAGUGGGGCGGGUUUUGUUUCUCAUCUCCCUGACGCAGAAGAUCCCCACAGCCCACAAGCAGUCCCACGUCUCCAUGCUCCAGGAAGACCUCCUCCGACUGCCCUCAUUCCCUCGAAGUGCUAUCGAUGCUGAGUUUUCACUCUUCAGUGAUCCUCAAGCUGGGAAGGAGCUGUUUGGCCUCGACACUCUUCAGAAAAGCUUGUGGAUCCAGCUCCUGGAGGAGAUGUUCCUGGGCAUGCCGAGCGAGUUUCCCUGGGGAGAUGAAAUCAUGCUCUUCCUCAACGUUUUUAACGGGGCUCUGAUUCUCCACCCCGAAGACAGUGCCCUGCUCAGGCAGUACGCGGCCACCGUCAUCAACAGUGCUGUGCACUUCAACCACCUCUUCUCGCUCAGCGGCUACCAGUGGAUUCUGCCCACCAUGCUGCAGGUAUACUCUGAUUAUGAAAGCAAUCCCCAGUUGCGCCAAGCCAUUGAGUUUGCCUGCCACCAGUUCUACAUUCUUCACCGGAAGCCCUUCGUGCUCCAGCUGUUUGCUAGUGUGGCCCCGCUGCUGGAGUUUCCUGAUGCUGCCAAUAGUGGGCCCAGCAAAGGUGUGUCAGCUCAGUGCCUGUUUGACUUGCUCCAGUCCCUGGAGGGUGAGACCACGGACAUAUUAGACAUCCUCGAGCUGGUCAAGGCUGAGAAGCCGCUUAAAUCAUUAGAUUUCUGCUAUGGAAACGAAGACCUGACGUUCUCUAUAAGUGAGGCCAUUAAGCUCUGUGUUACGGUGGUGGCAUACGCUCCAGAAUCUUUCAGAAGUCUUCAGAUGCUGAUGGUCUUGGAAGCUUUAGUCCCAUGUUACCUACAAAAGCUAAAGAGGCAGACAUCACAAGUGGAGACAGUGCCUGCUGCCCGGGAGGAGAUCGCUGCCACCGCUGCUCUUGCGACAUCACUACAGGCCCUUUUGUACAGCGUGGAGGUCCUCACCAGGCCCAUGACAGCCCCACAGAUGAGCAGGUGUGACCAGGGUCAUAAAGGGACCACCACAGCCAAUCACACCAUGUCGUCUGGGGUAAACACCAGGUACCAGGAACAAGGCGCCAAACUGCACUUUAUCAGGGAAAACCUGCACUUGCUGGAGGAGGGGCAAGGUCUUCCCAGAGAGGAGCUGGAUGAACGAAUUGCCCGGGAGGAGUUCAGAAGACCCAGGGAGUCCCUGCUGAAUAUCUGCACCGAAUUCUACAAGCACUGUGGGCCAAGGCUGAAAAUCUUGCAAAACCUGGCUGGAGAGCCUCGGGUCACCGCCCUGGAGUUGCUGGAUGUGAAGUCCCACAUGAGGUUGGCAGAAAUUGCUCACUCCCUUCUGAAGCUGGCACCAUAUGACACACAGACGAUGGAGAGCCGGGGGCUUCGACGCUACAUCAUGGAGAUGCUACCAAUUACUGACUGGACAGCGGAGGCAGUGAGGCCGGCCCUCAUCCUCAUUUUAAAGAGAUUGGACAGGAUGUUCAACAAAAUUCAUAAGAUGCCUACUUUGAGGCGACAGGUUGAGUGGGAGCCUGCCAGCAAUUUGAUUGAAGGGGUUUGUUUGACGCUGCAGAGGCAGCCAAUCAUAUCCUUCCUGCCUCACCUUAGGUCACUGAUCAAUGUCUGUGUCAACCUGGUGAUGGGAGUGGUAGGACCUUCCAGUGUUGCUGAUGGACUACCCCUUCUUCAUCUCAGCCCUUAUCUCUCACCACCUCUGCCCUUCAGCACAGCUGUUGUCCGGCUUGUAGCAUUGCAGAUACAGGCUUUAAAAGAAGAUUUCCCUUUAAGCCAUGUGAUCUCCCCAUUCACCAAUCAAGAGCGAAGGGAGGGGAUGCUUUUAAAUCUACUCAUCCCAUUUGUGCUCACAGUAGGAUCUGGAAGCAAAGAUAGCCCAUGGCUGGAGCAGCCCGAGGUGCAGCUCUUACUGCAGACAGUCAUUAACGUGCUCCUGCCUCCUCGGAUCAUCAGCACAUCCAGGAGCAAGAACUUCAUGCUGGAGAGCUCCCCUGCCCACUGCUCCACCCCGGGGGAUGUGGGGAAAGACCUGCGCAGGGAAGGGUUGGCAGAGUCCACCAGCCAAGCCGCAUACUUGGCCCUGAAGGUGAUUCUCGUCUGCUUUGAGAGGCAGCUGGGCAGCCAGUGGUACUGGCUGAGCCUCCAGGUGAAGGAGAUGGCCCUGCGGAAGGUGGGAGGCCUGGCCCUGUGGGACUUCCUCGACUUCAUCGUGCGGACACGGAUCCCCAUCUUCGUGCUCCUGCGCCCCUUCAUCCAGUGCAAGCUUCUGGCCCAACCAGCAGAGAACCACGAGGAGCUUUCUGCCCGGCAGCAUAUUGCAGACCAGCUGGAGCGGCGCUUCAUCCCCCGCCCUCUGUGUAAGAGCUCGCUCAUCGCCGAGUUCAACAGCGAGCUCAAAAUUCUAAAAGAGGCAGUUCACAGUGGGUCAGCCUACCAAGGGAAGACGUCCAUCAGCACCGUGGGCACCUCCACCUCCGCCUACCGCCUGAGCCUGGCCACAAUGUCCCGCUCCAACACGGGCACCGGCACUGUCUGGGAGCAGGACAGCGAGCCCUCCCAGCAGGCCUCGCAGGACACCCUGAGUCGGACCGAUGAGGAGGAGGAGGAAAAUGACUCUGUGAGCAUGCCCAGUGUGGUAAGUGAACAAGAAGCUUACCUCCUGAGCGCCAUUGGAAGGAGGAGGUUCUCCAGCCACGUCUCUAGCAUGUCUGCACCUCAGGCCGAGGUGGGCAUGCUACCCAGCCAAAGUGAACCUAAUGUCCUCGAUGACUCCCAGGGCCUGGCCGCCGAAGGCAGCCUCUCUAGGGUGGCAAGCGUGCAGAGCGAACCUGGCCAACAGAACCUCCUCAUUCAGCAGCCGCUGGGGAGGAAGAGGGGCCUGAGGCAGCUAAGACGUCCUCUACUGUCACGUCAGAAGACUCAGACUGACUCCAAAAACCGCCAUGGGGCUCGGCUGUCAACCACCCGGAGGAGCAUUCAACCUAAAACGAAGCCGUCUGCGGAUCAGAAACGAUCUGUGACCUUCAUUGAGGCUCAGCCAGAGCCUGCAGGCGCCCCAACAGACACACUUCCUGCCACAGUCCAGCCACCAGGCUGCAGCCCAGCUCCAUCUGGGAAACCAGAAGGAAUGGACAAACCAGUCCUCACGUCUUCCCCGGCCAUUGUUGUUGCUGAUCUUCAUAGCCUGUCUCCCAAGCAGAGUGAGACUCUCCCUGCUGAGGAAGGAGAAAAGAAGGAAGACCCAGAAGUGCAGGGUGCUGCGGCACACGGCCCCCUCUCGACUCAAAUCUCAGACCCUGAUGACUUCACAGGCCUUGAGACAUCCAUCCUCCUGCAGCACGGAGACACUGUCCUUCACAUCAGUGAAGAAAAUGGCAUGGAGAACCCCCUGCUGUCCAGCCAGUUCCCUUUUACUCCCACGGAGCUGGGGGAGACUGGUGUAGACCUAGAUGAGUCACAUGUUUAGUUCUGUAUCGUGUAAGAGUUGCAGGUGUAGAUGAAAUGUGGGAGGGGUCACUUUGCUAAAAGUUGAAUACUCUUGCUUGAAAAAGAUGAAAAAACAGCACUUUAUAGCCAAUAGGUGACAUAAAUCUCAGUAGAUUUUGCCGCCAGUGCGCCUAUUGUUUCAUAAUCAUCUUUUAAAAAUCAAUGGCUAAGAUUAUUUAAUUGUGUGAAGAUCAUAAAAACCAGAGAGGAAUAAGGGGAAAGAGCCAUUUGCACACUGUUUAUGAUUCAAGAAGGCCUGAGCAGUUACAAACAUAUACUGUUACAGAGCUGCUUACCUGGAAUAUUAGCAAAUAAUAUGUUCUAAAAGAGAAUACAAUUUUUUGAGGUUAUCCACAUCAUACAUUUCAUGCAAAUGUUUAUUUUUAUAGUUUCAAAAAUAUUAAAUCAGGUAGAAAUUUCGUACAAGUAGAAAUUUACAUAAAAAUAAUAAAUAAGGAAAAUAUUAGUUUGGGGAAAACUAAAUAAUGAAUAAGCCCGCAGCCAUUUUUGUUUUGAUCAACAAUACAGCCAUUUAAAAGAAGGAAAAAACACUAUUUUUAGAGCUGUGGACUUUUCCAUAUUUAUUUUUCAACCAUCAUUUUUAUUGCAUGUUGUAAAUCAGAUUGCUAAUGCCAUAAUAUCAUUCCAUUCAUAAUCACAUUAGAGAGAAUAUUCUAGAAAUUAUCAGACUUAAUUCUGAAUUAAGAAGAACUUAACCUAUAUGACAAUAAAACUAAAUGUAAAUAUGAUCACUAGAAAGAGAUGAUAUUCCUACUUCUAGCCCUGACUACAUCAAUGCCAGGAUUAGGAGAUAUUGGAAAAUGUGAUCACUUUCCUUACAGUAGUGCCUGCCCUCCAGGGCGCAUUUUCAGAUAUUAAAGUUAUUGUUGUUAGAAUAGGUUCACUAAAAUAACUUCUCAAUGCUAACAAUAUUCUUAUGAUCCUUUAGACAUUUGAGUUUAUGAGAAAAAAUACAUAACGUGAGCAAUCUCUUCAUAGACAAAGUCAGCUUGUGAAUUUUAUUUUAACUUGAAGUUCAGUUACUCAAGAAAAGCAUAAAACUUAAAAGGCUUAUGAGGCCAUACCUAGUGUGUUAUUGAUACUAUAAUAGGGCUUAGUAUAAUAUAGUUCAAAACUGAAUUUCAAAACUUUAACACUUUACAUUAGAAAACUGCUAUAGAACUACUAAGCAUAUAAAAGCUCAUUUACAUAUCUAAAUUGGUAUGGUGGUGGUGUGUGAGUGUGUGUGUGUUUUCUAGUCCUCCAGUUGAAGUUAAAUACAGAUUUUGAUUGCAUUGCAAUGAAUUCAGAACACAUUCUAUAUGCUUAAACUGACUAUGUUGACUAUGAAAAGUAUACGUAUAUAUAGAGAAGACCUACUAAACCCACUGAAAUCACAAAGGAAAAUUAUUUUUCUGUUAGAACCGUUUAUUAAAUAGGCAUUGCUUAUAUUGUGAUUUGUACUUUCAAAUAUAAUUUGGGGUUUUGGUCCCAUUUACUAUGAGAAUGAAAGAUAGCUGUGAGUUAAAGAUAAUGGACAAAACAAAAAAUUUCAAACCUAAAGCUUCAGAAAACAGCUUUAGAAAGUAGAAGCUUCUUUUAUGUUUUACAAUAUUUUCAGAACAUUGACACUUAAUGCUGAAUUAAUUCCCAAGUGCAGAAAUAUACCUGUAAGUGGUUUUAUGAUUCUUUCUAAGCUGAUGUAUUCUGCCUGUUAAAAAUUAUGCUGCUCAAUUAGUGUUAGAGGCCUUAUGUUUGGUAAUUACAAGAGUCUGAGCUAUAUAAGUCUCUAUAUGUCUGUGUUUUGUUCCAGUUACUUGAUUUUUGAUUCAAAUUCUCUAUGUGUAAUUGUAUAAAAUAUUUAAAAAGUAAAGGGGUCAAAGAAGAUUGUGUAAUAUCUCCUAAGAAUCCUAAAUACCUUUAUAUGUAAAAGGUAUUGAACAUGAUUAUGCUGACCUGUCUGCCUUUUAGCCUGACGCCUUCACUCUGGUGUUAUGGAAGUCUGUUGGAAACUUUUCCAAUAAGCUAAGUAUUGUUGUACCUUGCAAAAAAAAAAAAAAGCCUCCACUCCGAGAAGCAGGACCUUGUAGAGUGGGAAUGUUUUCAUACUGGGACUGCUGAGAUUUUGCAGAUGUCUGCAUCUGUUCCAUUGAAGGUGCCCUUAAAUGUGUUGAAUGUAAUGUGUUGAAUGUUUAUGUGCAAUUGAUAAAGUACCUAUGUGUAUGUGCAUAAGAUUUUCACAAGAUGUAUUCUCAGGAAUACUGUUACCUGGAGUUUGAAGGAAUAUUUAAAAAAAUAGUAGUGGAAGAUUAGAAAAACAUUUAAGAUAAUUAGCAAUUUUUUGCAGUGUUCAAAAUAUUAUUGAGUAUAUGACUAAAAAUCAUUAUAUAUGAUAAAUGCAGUAUUGAUAAUACUAGAUCAUUUCUUAAGCUACAAUGCUUAAUGAUAUUUAUCUUGUUUAGAGGAAAAUUAAAACAGGCACCUACUUCCCACCUAUAAAAAUAUUGGACUUAACCGAGAGGUUGCUUUUUCAGAAAUUCACUUUUGAGAGAAAUUGGAAUAAACACGUAUCAUCCAUGAUAGUAGGUAUAGAUUCAUACUACUCAGUUUCAAUUAAAGCAGUUCAAAUCCUGGGUACAGCAUUUUCUAUAGCAAAACAUUUUACUUUCCUUUUUCAACAUUUGCUGCUUUCUAGAAUUCUAUUAGAUAAACUAUUCAAUUUUUUCCAAAAAAAGAAAAAAGGAAACUGAGUUGUUGAGUGCAUUGGAACAAGGCACUGGGAACUAGUGUCAAAAGGCAUAAUUGGACAUGGCAGUGCUGGGGAAAACAAUCUGUGAUGUUUGGGGGUCUGCUCAGAGCCUGUUGAACAGGUUGUAAGUAGCUGGUUUCCUAUUCCAGGCCUCCAAGAGUGCCUAAGGCAGUGUGACAUCUCCUCCCUUCUUUAGUAUCUAUCCCUUUAGCCACGGAAGGACAUUCUCCACUGCACUGUCCAACUCCAAGAGUAUCUGCGAUGAGAAUAGGGUAUGUAUAGGGACCUUCAGGAAAGAAAGGGUCAGAAACAGAAUUACAGUCUAAAACACAAGUACCCUUCCUCAAGUUAUACCAGAUACUUUAAUAGUCUCUGGAACUUGCUGCUAUCACACUGAGUCUUGCUGUGGCCUGUGACCUCACAUUUCUCAUUCCAUGGUUUGUCCUUGGCAGUGAGUAGAAAACCCCACUUCCUCAUUUACUUUAGUGGGCCUCAACUGCAGCAAUUCAGAAACAGAGUUUGGUUUGACACUCAGGACAAUAAAAACAAGUUAAGGGUAGAAUAUAUUUGGAAAAGCUUAAGGCAAAUUUACUUAUGUCAUUUUAAGAUCACUUAGCAUUACAGAUCAAUGUACCUCCAUAAUAUUUUCAAUAGUCACUGUGACCGAAGGAUAAAAAUCCUUUACUAGCCAUUUUAUAGGUAAAAAACAAAUUAUUGAUUAUACAACCAACUUCCCUCAGAUGACUAAGAAGUCUCUUAUGAAUACUGGAUGACCAAAGAGCAUGGAAAAAAUGCAUAUGAAUAAAUACUGAAAUGUUUAUGGAAGAUAUUUAUGAAAGAUAUUAAGACUUCUGUGUUUGAAUAUGCACAUAUAUAAUAAAGU
Miniopterus natalensis is the source of this 13687-nucleotide messenger RNA. The record is from RefSeq and is a predicted model, not a curated record. NCBI's taxonomy places the organism in Eukaryota, Metazoa, Chordata, Mammalia, Chiroptera, Miniopteridae.